GAAGGUGAAGAAGAACUUUCAAAUGACCCAUUCUCCACCUUAAAAGAAGGAAUCCUUCCCAGAUUGAUCAAAGUAUUUGUUGACAGAAGAAAAUAUGCUAAAGGACUUAUGAUGAAGUCAAAUACAUCAGGUGAACGUGCUAAGUAUGAUAUUAUACAAAAAGCACUUAAACUUACUGCAAAUAGUAUGUAUGGCUGCUUGGGGUUUACAAAUUCAAGGUUUUAUGCAAAACCAUUGGCAGCUUUAAUCACUUCAAAAGGAAGAGAAAUCUUACAGGAUACUGUUGAUUUGGCAAAAAGAGAAUCAAUGGAGGUUAUUUAUGGUGACACAGAUUCCAUAAUGAUCAAUACAAAUACAUCAGAAAUGCAAAAGGCAUUAGAAGUUGGAAAAAUUUUGAAAGAAAGAGUUAAUAAACGAUACAAAUCGGUUGAGAUAGAUAUUGAUGGAUUUUUUGAAAGGCUUUUAUUAUUAAAGAAAAAGAAAUAUGCAGCUGUUGUUGUAGAAAACAAAAAUGGAACACUUGUUCGUCAUAAUGAGUUUAAAGGACUUGAUUUGGUGAAAAGGGAUUGGUGUGAAUUAGUUCAUGAUGCAUCAAACUAUGUCUUAAGUCAAAUACUUUCUAGUUCUGAUCAAGAUACAGUGCUUAAAAAUAUUCAUCAGUUCCUUACUCAAUUGGGAGAAAAUACACGUCAAGAAAAAUUUUCAUUGGAUAAAUAUAUAAUAAAAAAGAAUCUCACCAAAUCACCUGAAGCUUAUUCUGACAUUAAAAGUCAACCACAUGUAAAAGUUGCAUUAAGAAUGAAACAAAAAGGAGCUAGUGCACAUCAAGGAAAUACUAUUCCUUAUAUAAUAUGUAAAAAGGAUGGGGGAGAUAAUUCUAAAAAUGAACAUGUUUCAGAACGUGCAUUUCAUCCAGAUGAAGUUAGAAACAUGAAUUUAAAGAUUGAUUUUGAAUGGUAUUUAACACAACAAGUUCAUGCUGCUAUAACCAGAUUAUGUGUAUUUUUUGAAAAAACAAACAGUUCAAUAAUUUCUGAUUGUUUAGCCAAGUUUAAUGAAUCAAGUAACAACAAUAAUAAUUCUACAACAUUUACUGGAACUAUAGAUCAAAUUGUUUUCAAAAAUAUUGAUCGAUUUUUGAUAAAAU
Molecule: messenger RNA, 1147 nt
Organism: Entrophospora candida
Lineage: Eukaryota; Fungi; Glomeromycota; Glomeromycetes; Entrophosporales; Entrophosporaceae
Source: the annotation of a GenBank genome assembly